AUUGUGUCCAGGACUAGGAAAUAAGGCAUCACAAGAGGCCAAGCGGCCAUUGCUCGUUACCUUCUCUCAAUUACCCUGCUGCCUGCUCAUGGCCUUUGCCUUUUGAAAAUCGCCACUCUUCGCUUCCUUGUGUAUUCUUCUCUCUUGUUCAUCAUUUUCCCAAUGGUUUUUCGUCUUUCAACAUGCCCUUCCCUUUUGUCUAUGUCUGUGAUUUGUUACAACGGCUGGAUGACAACCAGAGCGCCCGUUCUGGCCAGAGGAGUAAUUCUAAUAUAGUGGAAGAGUGGUUCAGACUGCACCAUAGUCUUCUCAUUCGGGACGAUUACAAUGUUGGACCUCUCCUGUCGACCCUCCUUCCUGAGAAGAGGAGUGACCGGGUCUAUAAUAUCCAGGCAAGGACACUCCAAAAACUGUUUGGCCGCGCAUUACUCCUGGGUCGAUCGAGAUUGAAGGAGCUGGGCAGGUGGGAGGAGCCUGGAUGUGGUGUGGAUCUGGCUGAUUGUAUCGAGAGCAUAUUGCACACUACACCAAACCCUUGGUCCAUUGUCCAAACUACAGUCACGGUUGAGGAAAUCGAUGAGGUCCUACACAGGAUCGCGUCAGGUUGUCGGUUUAGCUCGCCUUUGGUAAGGGCAUCUGAGCCACCGUCCUCCUCAGCCAACCAAUUGCUGGGACUCGGAGACUUGUACAUGCGAUUAUCAGCCCGAGAUGCCAAAUGGCUGACUCGGCUCGUCCUGAAGAACUACCAACCCGUCGUUCUGGAUCCGCUUACCGUCUACCGGGCUUGUCACCCACUGCUGCUGGUGAUUCUCAAGGUUCAGGACGACUUUAGUAUUGCGGCUCGGUUCUUGCAAAAUUACCACCGAAGCAAGGGCGUGACCGGCGAGGUGCUUGACAGGAACGAGCUUGCCUGUCGUCUGAAGCCAACCCUCGGAGUCAAAGUGGGCCGACAAAUGUGGCUGAAGGGUAGAAGCAUCAAGCACUGCCUCGAUAUGAGCCAUGGGAGGAUGAGUUGCGAAGAGAAGGUCGACGGCGAGUACUGCCAGAUACACAUCGACCUAAGCAAAGGCCGAGACUGUAUUCAGAUCUUCUCGAAAAGUGGGAAAGACAGCACCAGAGACCGGGCAGGCUUGCACGAAGCCAUCCGGACGUCCCUACAGAUCGGGCAACCGUCUUGCCCGCUGAAGCAUGGGUGCAUCUUAGAGGGUGAACUUGUCGUGUAUAGCGACAGGGACGACAAGAUUCUGGACUUCCAUAAGAUCAGGAAGCAUGUUUCAAGAUCGGGAGCAUUCCUGGGGACAGACAAAGACUCUCAGCCCCAUAGUUGGGAGCAUUUGAUGAUCGUUUACUUUGACGCCUUGAUGAUCGACGACCAGUCGCUCCUCGGUGUCAAACAGUCGGAACGAUUCAAACGCCUUGGUCAGCUUAUCGCUUGCAAGAAGGGGCGCUCCGCACUGGUGAAACGGCAGAUUAUCGACUGCAACGAACGUGAUGCCGCCUCCAAUCUGCGCCGCGCCUUCGCCAAAUGUAUCACAGCACGGGCUGAAGGGUUGGUGCUUAAAGCCGAUGACCCCUACUUCGACUUUAGCACCUCCAGGCGACCCUAUGGGUGCUGUUGCAUCAAGCUUAAAAAAGAGUAUGUCGGCAGCUUUGGAGACGUUGGCGAUUUUGCCGUCGUCGGUGCCCGGUAUGAUGCUGUGGCGGCAAAGACUCUCGGGAUAUCCAACCUGAAGUGGACACAUUUCUUCAUCGGCUGCUUGGAGAAUAAGGAAGAGGUUCAGCGGUGGGGCAGAAUGCCGAGAUUCACCGUCACAAAUGUCGUGGAACUGAACGCGUCACAAAUGAGGCUCUUCAUCAGCCAUGUCAACCCUAGAUCCGUACCAGAAUCUGAGAACGACGCGAUUUCCCUCCGAGUUGCCCCCGGCAUUGAUAACGGAAAGCGCCCAUCUGUCAUAUUCACAGAACCCCCGGUGUUCGACAUUCGGUGCUUCUCCUUCGAGAAGGGAGGGAAUACCGGUUUCUGGAGCUUGAGGUUUCCAAUGGUUAACAAGGUCCACUGUGACAGGACGUAUCGUGAGACGAUAUCAUUUGCAGAACUUCAGGAUAUGGCAAAAUCCGAAAAGGAGAUGCCUCCUCCUGAAGACAGUCAGGAGCUUCUGGGAUUCAUUGCCGCUCUCGAACAGGCCGAUCCCGGGGGUGUCCCGGUGGAUGCGAUGAGCAGCCAGUUGACGGCGUCAACGACUUCUACAGUGAUGACUCCUUCCUCGUUUCAUUCGUCUGGACCACGACAUGUUGAAACUAUGACGCUGCCAUCUAUUAUGGAGAGCCACCCUACCUCUAAACUGCCGGCAUCUCGACCAUCUGCACAUCCUUCUGUUGCCGAACCUUUAACUCCUCCGGUGUCAUCAGCUGCUAAGCCUGUGGACAUGGAAAAAGAUAUGGCAAAAAGCACGCCAAACAAUCCCCAGACACCUCCACGUUUACGAAAGCGGCGGUCUGAACCUUCUCACAGCCCUCGUCAGCUAAAAGCCCAGAAAUGUGUACCGGGCCCUCGUCUCAUCUCUUCAAGUCCUCGAGAGAAAAGUUGCCUCCAGAGAACCACUCCACCGGGAAGUUCCCGCUCACACAGAAGAGCGCGAGAACCCCUGACAGACAUCACCACGAGCUCCCAACCCUGCGAGAACACUACCAGUCCUCAGGUGACACGCUUAGCCGGAGUUCACUCGUUUUACGCGCCGUCAACGGAGAACCAGCCGCCGAGCUCCUCCUUCCCGGGCAAUGCCUCCUCUGCACCUGUUUCUUUCUGUGCCACACCUGGAGCUCGGCCCCGAUCGCCAUCCGUGGAAAUCCCAGACAGCCAGUCGUCAAACCAGGCGUCCGCGUCCACGUCCACGUCCACGGCAACCAUACGAUCUGCUAACUUCGAUGGACUGACGGAAUGUGUCUACUGCCCAGACACUUGCGCAUUGACCGGCAUCUCCUUCCUCCUAGCGCCAUGUGUCUCACAAACCUCUUGGCUAACCGAAGAUCUCCUGUCGUCCCAUGGCGUUGGGGACUUUGUCUUGGACCCGAACGACUGGAAGAAUGCCGCUUUCCCGCCGUCGACAGCAGACACUCUUCUCCCUGGGGGGUCCACCGCCGCCACGAGGAACGGGAACCCGGAGCAGCUGCCGGGCCGGAGGAAACCACGGCUGAAGAAAGUCGUGCUCGUGGAGUCUCGGAGGAAGGAUGCCACCGACGCCUUCUUGCAGCGAAUCGAGAGAGCGGGCCUCGAGCUUCGGAGGGGCAGGCGAGAGUACGUCCCGGUGUUUGACUGGAGGCUGCUCGAGGCCCUGACCAAGGGGGAGGCCGAGUGUAGCAGGAACGGUGACAAGCAGGACGCGCGUUUCGAUAUGAAGAGUUCGCAGAGCAUUUGGAGAAAAUAUUGGAUCGGGUUGGCAUGAGGCUUUGCGGAGUUAAUAUGUGAAUACUUGCAUGUUUCUGUAUAUAGAAGUUGGAUUGCAUUGGGGUUUGCCGCUCUUGGACAU
Molecule: messenger RNA, 3527 nt
Organism: Phialemonium atrogriseum
Lineage: Eukaryota; Fungi; Ascomycota; Sordariomycetes; Cephalothecales; Cephalothecaceae
Exons: 2
Coding region: 183-3443 (1086 amino acids)
Biological process (GO): DNA recombination; double-strand break repair via nonhomologous end joining; nucleotide-excision repair, DNA gap filling
Cellular component (GO): DNA ligase IV complex
Molecular function (GO): DNA ligase (ATP) activity; ATP binding; DNA binding
Source: RefSeq, a predicted model, not a curated record